AUGACAAGGCUUACAACACAUCCCGUCUUGACCUUCUUCGCUAUUCUUUGGGCAGCCCUGUUGCUCUGGUACAUGGUUCCGUAUUUCACCUCGCCGAUUCGCGGCCGACGCGGUCCAUUUCUUGCCUCCUUGACAAACUACUGGCGUAUGUACCAUGCUGCAGGUGGAUCAAUGCAUCUCGUGAGCCAUGCCCUGCACCAGAAAUACGGUCCUGUGGUGCGGAUGGGCCCAAACUACCUCGAUCUCGACUAUCCCUCCUUGAUGAGUACGUGUCUUGAUAGUCAUGGCGUUUGGAAAAAGACAGAAUGGCACGGAAUAUCAGGCGUCAAGCUGGGUGACAAAAUCCUAUACAACAUCUUCAGCGAGUGCAACCCGGCCGAGCAUGCACGGAUCAAGAAGCCAGUUGCCAAAUAUUUUUCUUCUACAGGCGUCAGCGUCAUGGAGCCGCACGUCAACAGCGUGCUGUCGUUCUUCGUCAAGCGGCUUGAUGACCAGUUCACGGAACAUGCUGGGUUUGGAAAACCACUGAAAUUUGACGAAUGGGCAUCAUUCUACGCUUGGGACACCAUUGCGCAGAGCACAUGGAGCAGGCGAGCGGGGCACCUAGAGCAAGCGUUCGACUUUGACGGCAUGGUAGACACGUCUGCAAAAGUCAUGGACUAUCUCGUCACGGUCGGAAUGCAACCGAGUAUGGAUAAAGUCCUCGACAAAAACCCUAUCUUUCGCAUCGGCCCGCCGAGUUUUGUACCCGUGGCCAAUGCCGCCUUCAGCCACCUCACGAGGCGGCGCACGGGCGAGGACGAGCACGACUCAUCCGAGCCCGACUUCUUAGACUGCUACCUUGAUGCCAUGAAGAAGUAUCCGGAAGUAGUGGACGAGCCGCGUCUAAUGUCGUACAUUCUUGUCAAUGUGGCGGCCGGAGUGGACACGACUGCCACGACACUGCGCGCCAUCUUCUACCUCGCCCUCAAAGACAGGAGGGUAUGGGAGACGCUGGAAGCACAAAUUCUCGGCGCCAGCUUUACAGAGCUGCCCGUGUCUUAUUCCCAGGCGCGCGCCGUGCCGUACCUUGAGGCUGUGAUCCGCGAAUCCAUGCGUCUGUGGCCUGGAAGCUGCUUUGCGCAGGAGCGCUAUGUACCACCUGGGGGGCUCAUUCUUCCCGAUGGCACAUUCGUCUCCGAGGGUGUGGCGGUGGGUUUCAAUGCCUACGUGAUCCACAGGAAUAAAGACGUGUGGGGCGACGACGCUGAGGAGUUUCGGCCCGAACGCUGGUUACAGGGCGAAGAGGAGUCGACGGAGCGGUUUAAGCAGCGGCUGCGUUUAAUGAACAGCAGCGAUUUGUCAUUUGGGGCUGGAAGUCGCAAGUGCCUUGGUGUGAAUUUUGCUACUAUGGAGGUCUAUAAGACGGUGGCGACGUUGAUUGCGGUGUUUGAGUUUGAAUUGGCUGAUCCAGCCAGGGAAUGGAAGGUACAUAACAGCAUGUUCCCUAGACAGUCCGGUAUUGAUUUGAGAAUUAAGAGGAGAGAAGGGGUAACGGUACCAUUGGGAAUGGAUCUCGGCAAAGACUGUUAG
Aspergillus campestris IBT 28561 is the source of this 1572-nucleotide messenger RNA. Its product is annotated as cytochrome P450. NCBI's taxonomy places the organism in Eukaryota, Fungi, Ascomycota, Eurotiomycetes, Eurotiales, Aspergillaceae. Gene Ontology annotation, molecular function: oxidoreductase activity, acting on paired donors, with incorporation or reduction of molecular oxygen; heme binding; iron ion binding. The record is from RefSeq and is a predicted model, not a curated record. The transcript has 4 exons. Bases 1 to 1572 code for a protein of 523 amino acids.